CUGUUUACUGCUUACAAUUGAUUGUCAUUUGACAGUUUAUUUGGUUUCUGUUCAGUUCAAAAUACUUGAUGGCUUAACCAUUUUAGGUUAAACUGGAUUUUUGUUCAGUACAUAUUUUGUGAUUGCUUGACUUUUUAAUAAAAGAUUUAAAUUAUGUCUUUUCUGAACUAGUUAUUCGUAUUUUUUUACUGUGAAAUUAAGAAAUUUCCUGAACGUUUUUUUUGCUUAAAAUGUCAAUUAUCAAAAUGGCGGACUUGUCUACGUCUUCUCAUGCCAAAGGCUCUGAUGAGGUUAAGGAUUUUAUUUGUUCGUCAUGCAAAGAGCAAGCAUAUGCAGAUUUUUACUGCAAAACAUGUUUGAAACUUUAUUGUGGGAAAUGUAUUCAGUUGCAUGAUAAGUGGUUUAGAAAACAUUCAGCAUAUGGAAGGAAUGACAUGAAAGAAUGGCCAGUUUCGAAAGAGGUUGGGGAAUUUCUAUUGAAGUGUGAAGCACACAAGGAUGACAAAAUUGAAAUGUUAUGUGAUGACCACAGUCAGCUGUGCUGCACAAAGUGUGCCUUCAAUGAUCACAGCAAGUGCAGUAAAGUGACCCCGAUUUCGGAGCUGACCAACAUGCAGCCCACAGACCUACAGGGACUGUCAGUGGAGCUGGAAACUGUCAUGGGGGGAAUCAAAAGCCUACAGAUAAAUCAGGAGGCCAGUGUUCAGUCAUUGCAGAGAACAUACAAGGAACAUGGGGCAGUCAUGAUAGAACAAUUGCGUGGAAAUUUAAAUACUAACAUUGAUGAGUGUGGUAAUAGUUCUGUUGGUACAUCGGGCAAAAAUUUAAAAGAAGAAAUGUGUUGGAGUGUUCUUUCUAUCUUGAAUGAAUUUGAUAAUAUUACUGUGAAGGAACUAAACGAGAUAAAAGAAGAAGUUAUAAGCAUAAAAGGGUCAGUUACAAGUUCUAUUCAUAAAUGCACCAGUCUUCACAAUGACUUGUCACAUUUCCAUGAAAUUGUUCAGAAAAUUGGAGAUAAUAAGGAGCUCUGCCUUAUAGCCAGCAUAAAAUGUAAGCAUAUAAUACAGCAGGCAUUGACUCUGCUAGGAAAGUCAGGCAAGGCGUUUCAUGUCCAGAGUAUUACUAAGCACAAUGUGAGAAUACCAAGUGAUUCAGGUGAAUGUUAUAUCGGUGGCAUAUGUGUUCUUCCCGAUGGGCAGGCACUGGUUGUAGACUGGAAAAAUCAUAAUGUCAAGCUGCUGAACCAGCAGUACCAGGUGGUGAGUCACUGGGAUGUGAAUGCUCGGCCAGUUGACAUUUGUUUGAUCACACCCAGUGAGGUUGCAGUGGCUGUGAAUACUAGCAAGAUACAUGAGGUCCAGUUUAUCACUGUCAACCAGGGAAAGCUUGUUCCUGGCAGGAAGUUUCAGUUACAACAUGAAUGUACAGGUAUUGCCCAUCACUAUGGAGACCUUUUUGUCACCUCUGGUAAAGAACUGUACAAAUACACGCUGAAUGGCAAACUGAUCUGCAGACUCUAUGAACAACAUGGAUCAGCUAAUUGGACAUACCCAGCACUAUGGCGCCCAGUGGGUCUACAUGUGACCCCUGCAGGCCAGGUGCUGGUCUGUGGAUACUGGCCCCCCACUGUACUACAGGUGGGCUGGGAGGGGCAGAGUAAGCUGACUACGCUGGCUACUGAGGAGGAUGGAGUGAUGGGGCCACGUGUGCGUGAGUCCUAA
Molecule: messenger RNA, 1721 nt
Organism: Dreissena polymorpha
Lineage: Eukaryota; Metazoa; Mollusca; Bivalvia; Myida; Dreissenidae
Exons: 5
Coding region: 231-1721 (496 amino acids)
Molecular function (GO): zinc ion binding
Source: RefSeq, a predicted model, not a curated record